This is a messenger RNA of Symbiodinium natans, 3057 nucleotides long. The record is from the annotation of a GenBank genome assembly. Lineage: Eukaryota; Dinophyceae; Suessiales; Symbiodiniaceae.
AUGCGGGAAGUAGUGUCAAUGCAAGCACAGACCGCAGCUCCACAUGAGCAGCCCGCCACACGUGAGGUGCCAGUGCAGGCCACGCCCAUCACCAUGAAUGGUCAACCUGUUACGCUAGAGUCCUUUAUGCAAGAGGCAGUGAAGGCUUUGAGGCAGGUGGAGGUGAGCCCGGGCACGAGUGCGUUGGAGUUGAUUUCGCGCUUCGAGGAGAGAAAGCUGGCGGAAAUUGAGCAACUCAAGCGCCACACCGAGGAAGGCAGGGACAGGAUUCGUCAGGCCAGGAUUGCACUUGAGAAGAGCUGGUGGGAGCACUUGAUGGACUACGCCCGUGAUGGCGUUUCCUGCUCAGGUGAUGCGGGCAACGAGUCAUUGUGGGACAUGUUGCGCAGUGCUUUGCCCAACCUCAACAGGAGGAGGAGGAAGGCGCUACAGCAGUCAAGGCAUUGGAUUGUCCACUUGUUUGCAGGCCCGCGCCCUCAUAAGACCUUUGCACGGCGUGAGCGUGAUGGCACAGUUGUGUUGGAGCUUGAUGUGACUCAGUGCGCAGCGCAUGAUUUGAACCGUCUUUCACUUUGGUCACUCCUGCUUAAAGCGGCGAAGGAUGGGCGCAUUGCAGCAGUGAUUGGUGGCCCUCCUUGUCGCACUAUGUCCCCUAGUGAGCCGUGUGGGUUGAGCGAUCUCAGUGCUAGUGAGCGUGCGUUGGUGAACAAUGACACGGGGCUGUUUGCUCGGAUGUUGUUCUUGCAUGCAACAGCGACGGCCGGAAGGCGUGUCCAUCGUCAGUCCGUGCACCAUUCGUCGCAGGUGGCAUUCUUACUUGAGCAACCUCAGCCUGUUGAUCGCUAUCUUCCUGUUGGCCAUUCGUUGGUUGGUGAGGUUCCCUCGUUUUGGCACACAAACUUGUGGUGUGCAUAUGCAUUAGAGGCAGGUCUUUUCGAAGUCGAUUUUGACCAAGGUGCCCUAGGACACGCAACCACAAAGCCAACCACAAUAGGCACCAACCUUCCUGACCUGAGGGGCUUGCAUGGCCUCCGGAAGGAGUGUCCUACACUGGCAUGGAAAGGCGACUCAAAGGACUUAGCCGCGUGGGCGCCGCAGUUUGUGCAAGCUGUUGUUCAUGCGUUGCAAUGUUGGCCCCGCUACCAGCUAUGCCGCAUGACGCCCGAGGACUGGCAACGACAUGUAGAAAAUAACCACGUUCCAUACCGUAGGGAUUGUGGAGUUUGCGUACGCGGCGCCGGCACCGGCCGUAGGCAUCAAGGAGUCACACAUCCAGAUGUGUAUUGCCUGUCUGCCGACGUGGCUGGCCCCAUCAGAGUUGAUGGGUUCGAUGAUCCUUUACUCCACCCUGGCGGGGAGGACGAGUUAGCCGACGUUGUUGUGGAAGGCCCGCCGGAGCCAGAGCACCGCCCUGACGGGAAGGAUGUGCUGCCCGAGGGUCCUACAAGUGAGUCUGAAAAUGACGCGUGUAAAGAAGCAGGCGCGUUACGCGUAGCAGCCGCAAAGGCCAAGGCCAAACCAAGCAAACCCAAGGAAGAACACCCUUGGGAAAGGGCCAAGUGUGAGUUUGAAGCUCCGCCAGGCCUAGCUAGGUUGGUGUUUGUUGUUCCGCUGCACACAAACAAGAGCGAGGCAGUGCUAGAGGCGCUACAACAAGUGUUCCUAGAACUUCGCUCAUUGAACCUUACUGUGCUGCGCUUCCACUCGGAUAGAAGUCGGGAGUUCUUUAACAAAAGGACCCGAGCUUGGUUUCACGAGCACGGGGUGCGUACCACCACAGCUGAAGGAGAUACGCCGCAGCAAAACGGAGCAGCUGAGAACACCAUCCGCUGGUUAAAGGCUAGGGCGCGCACGCUCCUCGCCCAGGCCGAAGUUGGAACAGAGCUGUGGGCAUGUGCAAUGGCCACUGCGGCAUCGCAGCAACGUGCGCAACAGCUUGGCCUCAAGUCCAAGCUUGCAGCUCCGUUUGGGGCACCGUGCUCUGUGAAACUUAAGUUUUACGGACCUUCUAGGGGUGACUUAGGGGAUAGGUGGGUAGAUGGUAAGUACAUGGGGUUGUCGCCUUCUGUGAAUGAUGGCCACAUCGUCCUACGCAACGACAGAGUGGGCAACGGUUUCCUCCAAACACUCCAUGUGCGCUCACGCCUCCAUUCGCCAGAGAUGCCAGACCGCGUGUUUGAGGGCGAUGUGAGGGAGCCUGCGCCGCUCGAGCCGGCAAGGCGUGUGCGUGGGAAGUCCGAGCCAGCGCUUGGCGAGCCACCUCUGCCGCCGCCUCCUCUUCCACCGCCGGAAGGUGAGUGCGUGCCCGCCGGCCUGUACCGACACGGUGGUGUAGUAGGCACCACGAGCGCAACAAACUCUUACCCCUGGCUCACAGAGCUGAUGGCCGCGACGCUCCUGUCUGCAAGUCCCGAGGCCGAGUUCACAAGUCUUUGGCUGUCCAAUACGAACCCCAUGUCCUUGCAUGCAGACCACAACAAUGUAGAAGGGUCUGUCAACGUAGUCUUUCCACUCAAGCUCCCUCCUGAAGGCGGAGACUUGUGGGUAGAACUGCGAGCAGGAGAUGUUAUCCACGGCUCUGUCGAGCAACGAGUUGACGGUACAGGAAAGAAGUGGUUGGGCACAACGCACAGCCUGCAGAGAGGCAAGCUUCCGCUCCCUGCUUCAGCACGCUUGCCACUCACAACGCAGCAAGAUGUCAGGCGCUUGGACGUGUUUGACAUGUUUGAGGAGGGUCCCUUAGAGCUAGCAGGUGAAGACUGCCCGAAGAAAGUAGAGAAGGGUGGGGGUUGGAAAGAGACUCAGAAGGUAGAGGCUGGAACUGUAGAGCUAGAGGUCUCGUGGAACCUCAAGCACACUCCGGUGCAGCACGAGCAGACACCUUGCGUUCUGCAGACCCUGGAGCCAAAGCCCCAUGCGCAGGUCGAGGAGGAGUCCUGGCCAGAACAGCCUGUGCAGUGGGAGGUGUGGCUUCCAGACCCCCAAAGUGGCCAGCAACUGUGUGCACUCCGGUCUGACGACCUGGACCUGCGUCUUUGCAAGUCCGAGCCAGUGUAA